AUGGCGUCGGACGGAACCACGCCAAACGCGUCUUCGGCAGAAACCUCGCCCAUCGGCGACGAGAAGCGCGAAGCAGGAUUGGAAUUGGAAGAAGCAGAGGAAGAGCGCGGGCGAGAAGAAAAUCUCGAUUCAAAAGAUCUACGAACCGCAAACGAAGCUCGUCCUCUAGCCGUUCCAAUCCAACAAAUACGAAGUCGCAGUUCCGCACGUUCGACGAGGAGUUAUGCUGCCGAGGGGGAAUACGCACGGGCAGACGAAGAUGCUGCGAAACCAGAUGGAGAAGAAGAUCAGGAAUUCGAAGUGACUUUCGAUGGAGAUGCGGAUCCCUACAAUCCCAAGAACAGACCCUACCUCAGGAAAUGGCUCAUCGUGCUCAUCGUAUCUUCGAGCAGUCUAUGCGUAACUUGCGCAUCGGCUCUCUACUCCAGCACCUACGCGCAGUUGGAAGCCGAAUUUCAUGUCUCGAGGGAAGUGGCGACAGUCGGAUUGACAACAUUCGUCUGUGGCCUUGGUCUGGGUCCCAUGUUUCUCAGCCCUCUGUCCGAGUUCUAUGGGCGGAGAAUCGUUUACCUCUUCGCCUUUGGGAUGUUCUUCAUCUGGCUUAUCCCAUGCGCUGUGGCGAAUAACAUCGUCACGAUGUUGAUUGCACGAUUCUUUGAUGGCCUUGCUGGAAGCGCGUUCUUGAGUGUGGCUGGCGGGACUGUUGGAGACAUGUUCUACAAGAAUCAGCUCUCGGCGCCGAUGAUGGUGUACACUGCUUCUCCCAUGGUUGGUCCGGAAAUUGGACCAUUGAUGGGAGGGUUCAUCAAUCAGUUCACUGACUGGAGAUGGUACGGAGCAUGCUCAACCGUCGUAAGAGCUCGAUCUCGAGAAGCUGACCCUCCCCAGGUCGUUCUACGUCCUCCUAAUCUGGGCAGGUGUUCAAUUCGCUAUGAUCUUUUUCUUCGUUCCUGAGGUACGAAUCCGAGAUGAAGGGGACAAGCUGGACCAUUCACUAACGUUUCCAAUUCGCUUCUUCAGACAUACGCCCCGGUUCUCCUUCGCAGAAAGGCGGUCAAGCUCCGGAAAGAUACUGGCGACGAACGUGUAUGCAAUGCGGGCGCUGUCCUUGCAACCAUGUCGAGUGGAACCGCUGACCUUCUGGAAACAGUGGAAGGCGCCUAUUGAAAUCAUGGACCGAUCGGUGGCGAGAACGGUUCUCUGGAGCUGCAUCCGCCCAUUCCAGCUUCUGGUGCUCGAGCCAAUGUGCUUGUGAGGAGUACCUACGGCAAUGCUGUUGUGGGCGUCAUGCUAACCGAGACCUCUAGGAACCUCUGCCUCCUCUCCGCAAUCCUGCUCGGCAUACUCUAUCUAUUUUUCGGGGUGAGAAUGCACCGCGCUGUGUUCGGUGCCGAUUUGGCGAAGAUCGCACGUGCUGAUUCGACCAGGCUUUCCCGCUCGUGUUUCAAAACAAUCACGGUAGGCACAGAUGACUAUUUAUGGUAGUGAGAAGUCGCAGCUAAUGCGACUCAGACUUCAACGAGUGGCAAACGGGUCUGUCAUUCCUGGGCAUCUUCGUAAGUCAUUUAGAGUGAUACGACCACGUGCGAGACACGUGGAAGCAAAUUAAUUUGAUUGACGCCUCCACGACAGGUCGGGAUGGUGAUAGCUGUCUCGUGCGAUGGCAUCUGGAAAAAGAUCUGUGAGUAUGCUAGGAUAUGUAUCAGAACUCGCCUGACAUUCUGCAAGACGCCAGACUCGUCGAAAAGAACAAUGGGGUCUCAGAGCCUGAGUUCCGACUUCCAUCUACCAUGCUGUAUGAUCAUAUCGAACACGGGGUCUUGUCCCGCAAAUGUAGCAUGCUGACAGCUUGACUCUCUAGCGGAGCAUGCCUCGUCCCGGUAGGCCUGAUCGGUGAGUUCACAACAUGACUUCAGGGUUCUCGCUAGGGCGGCUAAUGUAGCCAUUACAGGCUUUGGAUGGACGUAAGUCGUUUCCCCGUACCGCGUUCCUUUAGACGCGCGGCAGCAGCUUACCAUUGAACCAGUACGUUCCGCUUUGUGCCCUGGAUUUGUAUGUUCAAUCGGCGUCCACGAUCGAUUAGGUCGUCGAUGCAGGAUACAUAUGCGAAUGCUGAGCGACUGCGCAGUCCCGAUUAUCUUUUCUGGAAUCUUUGGCACGGGCAUGAUUUGGUGCUAUUCUGGAAUCUUGUAAGUGGAUAUCAUGUCCCGUGAUAUAGAGCACUUGCUGACGUCUUGAGGCAGCACAUUUCUUGUCGAGUGCUGUGGGUCUAUCAUAUAUGGCGUCUACAACAUAAUCGUUGCGGUGAGGCCGAGCAUGGAGUAUGCUGAUCGCGCACUAGACCCGCUGUACGCAGCAUCCGCCCUUGCCGCGAAUUCAUUUUCGCGAUCGUGUUUUGGUGCGGCGGUAAGCAUCGCAGAGUCGCAUUCAGUCCUUGUGUGGGUAUGAUGAGACAUUGACUGACGCCACGGGACUUUGUAGUUUCCUCUCUUGUUAGUACUGCGCAAUAUCGUCUCCCCUUACGUCAACGCAAAAGCGCUAACUUGAAAUCACCCUUCAGUGGAGUGCAGAUGUUCGAUAGUGAGUAGUGAGAUACCAAGGUCCAGCGAAAGAGCGGUAAACUGAUUCGGAAUGAUUGUCCAGAGCUGGGGUAUCAGUGGGCAAGCAGUCUGCUAGGUUUGUCGCAAUACUUCCUAAUGGAGAAGGCCCUCCAUUCGAUGAGCGGUGCUGAUUGUCAUGCAGGAUUCUUAGCGCUCGCGAUGACGCCCUUCCGUAAGUCUUUAUAAUGUAGGACAUCCCAGUACGAUGGAACAGCCUGCUAAUGGUGACUUCCCAGCUAUUGUUUUCUUCAGAAUCGGGAAAACAUUAAGGGGCAAGUCACGUUUUGCGGCGGCGCGGUAG
Molecule: messenger RNA, 2901 nt
Organism: Lecanosticta acicola
Lineage: Eukaryota; Fungi; Ascomycota; Dothideomycetes; Mycosphaerellales; Mycosphaerellaceae
Source: the annotation of a GenBank genome assembly